AUGGCACCAACAACCCUCGGCGGCCUGAAGCCGGCUCUAUACAUGCUCAGUGUCUUGGGGACGUACCACACUUGGGGCCGGACUGUCCUGGAUGGGUCAUUGUCCCAUCUGCUUACGGCUCUGCAUGGAUCGAAACCCUAUCUCCUGCCUGGAACCGAGUCUCCGCUCCGGACGCGCAUUACGGGGAUCUACUGGCCAAUUGAUUAUCUCCUGGAUGUACUCAUUGUCUUUUUCUGGGAAGCCGUGGAUGGAUCCCAUCCGGCCACUUCAGCCGUCGGCAUUUACUUCUUGGCGCAGUAUUUUAGCGUGCUGACAGGGGUAUAUGUGGAUAGCCUGAGACUGGGCCAAUCCGGGAAGACGACUCCUGCUCGCCUGGUUCUGGGUUUUCUUCUUCCCGCGGUAGCUAUGGCGCUCCCCUCCCCUGGACUUGUGUCCAAUGACUUUCAGCAAUUGGCACUGGUGGCGUGGAACAUCUUCCCGGUCCUUGUCUAUCUGACCAUGCAGGUCCUUCACGCUCUCCUACCUGCUGGCACGGUCAAUAAGGAAGAUGCUACUAGGAGGGCAAUCCGCAUUCUGAACGCGACAUCUCUCUUGAUCAGUUUUGCCGUGCAUGUGAGUCUUAUGAGUAUCAGCUUCACCACGAUUCUGUUCCCGAACCUCUGGACACCAGAGACUAUCCAUGAGUUCCACCCGGUUUCGCUGCUGAUCCCCCCGGUCUCUGUUACCGCGACGCAGACAGUUGGGGACGGAGUGCACAGUUUCUUCCUCUGGGAUCAAGUCUUUGGAUAUACUUUGGGUAUCCUAGUUGCUUGGUUACAGCUACGGACUGUCCUGAUUGCCCGAGACUGGUAUCGACAAUGGCCAUGGCCAAAGGUCCUGUUGGGGAUUGUUGGUGGGGCAAUGAUCGCAGGACCAGGGAGCGUGUGCCUGGGCCUCAACUGGAUCCGAGAUGAAGUGUUGAUGCCAUCAGCAGAAGUAAGCCAGAAAGAAGAGUAA
Molecule: messenger RNA, 996 nt
Organism: Aspergillus fischeri NRRL 181
Lineage: Eukaryota; Fungi; Ascomycota; Eurotiomycetes; Eurotiales; Aspergillaceae
Exons: 2
Coding region: 1-996 (331 amino acids)
Source: RefSeq, a predicted model, not a curated record